AAGAGUUGAGAGCUAACCUGACGCACAAAUCAACUCAUCGUCCACGAAAUUUGGUGUAAAAUUGUUAUUUAAAAUAGAGACGGCAGCAUGGCAGAAAAAACCAGCAGCGAUGAUGAGUUCCUAGACGCCGUAGGCGAACCAGCCACAGUUUCCAAGCCAGCGUCAAGUCGCGUGCCUGAUGAAAAGGAAAUAGACGAGAUUAUAAAAAAGAAUAGCACGCUUAGUUUGGAGGAUAAUGAAGGUAAUGCUGGCGCCACUGGUGGUACUGUAGAUGACGACAACGCCAAGGAUGCCGAUGACAAUGAAAAACUCGAUCCAGAUGGCGAACUAACUCUUGAGGAGCUGCAAGCUAUUGAACAAAAGUUAAGUCCCGAGGAACUAGAGGCAAACAAAGAGAAGGCAAACAAACUUAAGCUAGAAGGCAAUGAGCUUUUCAAAAACGAGGAGGCGCUUAAAGCUAUUGAAAUAUACACCGAAGCAUUAAACAUUUGUCCCUCAACAAAUAGCAAGGAAAGAGCUGUGCUUUUCGGAAAUAGAGCUGCUGCCAAAAUGAAACUUGAAUCCAAAAAAUCUGCAAUAGACGACUGUUCAAAGGCUAUCGAACUUUACCCCGGGUAUCUGCGUGCAAUAUUAAGGCGCGCUAAGUUAUACGAACAGGAUGACAAACUAGAUGAAGCCAUGUCGGAUUACAAGCGAGUCUAUGAAAUUGAUCCUGGACAGCAAGAUGCGCGGGAGGCUCAGAUACGAUUGCCCCCCUUGAUUAACGAGCGCAACGAGAAACUCAAGAACGAAAUGAUGUCCAGUUUAAAAGACUUGGGCAAUAUGAUAUUAAAGCCGUUCGGUUUGUCCACUUCGAAUUUUCAAAUGCAGCAGGAUCCAAAUUCUGGUUCAUAUUCCAUAAAUUUUAAUCAGAAUCAGAGUUAGUGUCAAGUUGUGAACUAAACUAAUUGAUUUUGUUAAUAAAGUUAUUCGCAAAGCAGAACUCGUG
Drosophila busckii is the source of this 988-nucleotide messenger RNA. It is a transcript of the gene Ttc1, whose product is annotated as tetratricopeptide repeat protein 1. The transcript is spliced from 2 exons. Bases 88 to 924 code for a protein of 278 amino acids. The record is from RefSeq and is a predicted model, not a curated record. Gene Ontology annotation, molecular function: protein binding. NCBI's taxonomy places the organism in Eukaryota, Metazoa, Arthropoda, Insecta, Diptera, Drosophilidae.